Molecule: messenger RNA, 9460 nt
Organism: Orussus abietinus
Lineage: Eukaryota; Metazoa; Arthropoda; Insecta; Hymenoptera; Orussidae
Gene: Tet
Product: DNA N6-methyl adenine demethylase
Exons: 11
Coding region: 1-8499 (2832 amino acids)
Biological process (GO): positive regulation of transcription by RNA polymerase II; oxidative demethylation
Cellular component (GO): nucleus
Molecular function (GO): DNA binding; DNA 5-methylcytosine dioxygenase activity; zinc ion binding
Source: RefSeq, a predicted model, not a curated record
AUGAGCGCGGAGGUGGGCAAGGAGGUAGCCCCCGAGCGGGUGAGCCCCCCGGGCGGGGUGGCCGGCUCGCCGACGAGCGGGGGGGCCGCCGGCGACGCGGCGCGCCACCUGCCGCCGUUCAGCAGCUUCGCGGAGGGGGGCCCGAUGGAGGGCGCGGGCGGUCUCGGCCUGCACGGCCAGGACCCGGGCCUGGGCCUGGCCCCCUCCUCCUGGGACUACUACGAGGGCCUGACGGGCCGGCUGAUCGACUCGCGCGGCGAGGUCGUCCUCGCGUCGCAGUACCGGCCCUGGGAGUCGAAGCACGCCGCGGCCGCGGCCGCGGCCGGCGGGGCCGGGGCGGGCGGGCCCGCCGGCGUCGCCGCCGCCGCUGCCGCCGCCGCCGCCGCCGCCGCCGAGGGACUGCCCAGCUUCGCCAGCCAGUUCACCGCGCCGAGCGAAGCCGAGCCCCAGCUGACGGCGCUGACGCCGCUCUCGCCGGCCUCGGUGUCGCACUCGCCGCCGGUCACCUCGGUGGGCCUGCCCAGUUUCCACACGCUGGGCACGCCGCUGCCGGCGCCCCACCCCCACCGGGGCCCGGUCGGCUACCCUCUGGUCCCGGCGCCCGUCCAGGCGCGCGAGGUGCCCGCCCUGCAGCAGCAGCUCCUCGACGAGCGGCACAUCCAGCUGCUCGGCUCCAGCCCCGUCCAGGCGUUCCCGCCGCCCCCGCCCGGCCACCCGCACCACGCGGUGCUCGCCGUCGUUAAGCCCGAGUACCCGCAGCUCCACCACGCCAACUUCCAGAACCCGAUGUCCACGGUCCUCGACUCGCCGACCUCCAGGGUGGUCGGCGUGGACGGGCGCAAGAAGGAGCGCAGAAAAAUACGCGCCGGCUCCAUGGAGUCCGAGGACGGCGCCAACGUCGAGAGCUCCGGCCAGGUCGCCGCCGUGUCCUCGACCGCCAACCGCGGCCCCCACCACCUCGCCAACGUCGGCGACGUCGACGGCGAGGGCGGCCUCGGCGACAAGCCCGCCAAGAAGAAGCGCAAGAGGUGCGGCGAGUGCAUCGGGUGCCAGCGGAAGGACAACUGCGGCGACUGCGCGCCCUGCCGCAACGACAAGAGCCACCAGAUCUGCAAGAUGCGCCGCUGCGAGAAGCUCACCGAGAAAAAACACCUGUAUCACCUGCAGACCGGCGAGGGGGCCUUCAGGGAGCGAGGGAGAGGCCGAGGGAAGGGUGCGACGAGGAGUUAUCGCAAGAUCGCCCGUCAAGUUAGCACGCCGGACAGUGCACCCGCGGGACUCGGCAGUCCUCAGGCGGGGAUCGGAGGGCUCCAGCAACACCAGCAACAGCCGGGGCAGCAGCAACAGGCCCUGCACCCGGACCCGAUGCAGCAGGCGAAGGACAAUCUCAACCCCGCGGCCAAUCAGCAACCGGGAUCACUCAGGAACGGAAACCCACCACCGCCGGUCGUGUCCAUGUCACCAGGAGUGAUGCCUUUCUACGGCGACAGUGGUGCUGGCUUCCGACCAGCCGCGGGAUUCGGGAACACGGUGUGGCACCAGGGCGUGGGUCCCGUGGGUGCGGUCACGGUGGAGACCACGCCGGCGGCCUGGCCCCCUCAGCAAUUCAUUCAGCAGAUUCCUGCCCCGAAUCAGCUGGACGAGCUGAGGUACCACAGCCAGUACAGCGCCGCGACGCCUUACCAUCCCCAGCCUGUCACGUAUCAGCAGCAGGCCUUUAUAACGACGGACCAGUCGGCGUUCCAGCGUGCUGGGAGCGCGGGACAAUACACAAUUACUGGACAGCCGUCGCCUCUGACGCCGGUGGCGCCGCAAACGGGGGCCGCGACACCUCAAAGGCCUCUCAAUGGCCAAUUUAUGGAUCCAGCGGUGACCGCUGGUCAGCCGGUUGGCUACGAGAGGCAGGAGUAUGUCAAUGGAUAUCAGCAGCAGGAUGUGACGAUGGCUCCGCCGCCUUCUACGACGCCCACGAGUCGGAGCAGCUCGGUCCACAUGGACGUGCAGCAACAGCAGACGUCCCAGCAGGGGAACCAGCAAGGCCAGCAACAGCCCCCUACGGACACGCAGGUGAAGGGUUUCGCCACGAUCGCAGCGACCAACGUGUCGGGAAACGAGAUGCCUGGGUAUCCACUUCAACCGGGCCCACAGAGUUUACACAGCUCUAACGGAUAUCCAGGCUACGUGGAGAUGGGUCAGCAGCAAGCACAGAAUCAGUGGCAGCAGUCGCAGGUAGCCCAGCAGCAACAACAGCAACAGCUGCAGCGGCAGGUAUCGGAUGCGAGUCAGCGUCACGUGUGGUCCGAUACCACUAGCAACGCGAAGAUGUCUAGUGUUAACGGAAUGACGUGGACGGACAACACCUUGCAACAGCAGGCUCAACAACAGCAGCUUCAGUCCCAACAGCAGAACUCUCAGCAGCAGCAACAGCAGCAACUGCAGAGUCAGCAGCAAAGCCUGCAGAACAGCUUGAAGCAACAGAACGAGCAGCAAGUAGCGCAGCUACAAGCCCAGCAGGAAUUGCCAAGACCGGCUAGUCACAUGAGCUGGGAGAACGGAAGUGUCAAGGAGCCUCAGACGCCGCAGUCAUGGUCGGACCCUGCCGAGAGCCAACAACAAACGCAGUCGCAGCAACAGCAAUCGCAGCAGCAGCAGUCUCAGGGAACGUGGCCUCAGCAGAGUCCGAAAUUAAGGGACGGUCAGAACUCGCGGUUGACACCUUCCUCCCAGCAACAGGCUCAACAGGGUUGGCCCCAGCAUUCGCCAAAACUGCAAGACCAUCAGGGUGCCCAACAGAACUCGAGAAUGACACCGUCCGGACAGCAACAUAACUGGCAGCAAAGUGGUUCGGAGAUUCAGGGUCAGCAGAACUCUCAACAGAAUCAGCGACUAACCCCGUCCGCACAGCAGAUGCAAUCGCAACAGCAACAACAGCAGCAGCAACAACAACAGUGGUCGCAGCAGACCAAGAUCGAGCAGAACCCGAGACUGACGCCUUCUAAUCAGAUGUCCUGGCCGGACACGCCUACUAGUCAACCGAAUUGGUCUCCAGGUAGCAUGAAAAGCGACGGGAGUCAGCAACCUCAGCAACAGUGGCCGGAUUCCCAGCCAAGUCCGAGAAGGACUCCGAGUCACCAGCCGGGGGCCUGGCAAACCCAGUCCAGUCAGGAAAGCAAACAACUGGACAACCAAAUGAGCUGGUCUCCAAGCUCAGGGUCUGAGAACAAUCAGCCUGGUUGGGGUCAACAGACCUCGAAACAAGAUAUUCAAAAUUCUGGGGAGAGAAUCAUGUGGCAGCAACAGAGCACUGAGAGUAGCAAGCAAAAUGGCUACCCCGAGAGUCAAGAGUCUCAGGAUAACAAUAUGUAUUCUCAGUCGAGUAGAGUAAAUUUGAAUAGUCGAUUAAAAACGAUGAUCCUGAAUAAGCAACAGCAGCAGCAGCAGCAGCAGCAACAACAACAACAGCAGCAGCAACAACAACAACAGCAGCAGCAACAACAGCAGCAGCACCAACAGCAGCAGCAGCAGCAACAACAACAACAGCAGCAGCAGCAGCAGCAGUUGCAACAUCAACAAAUGCAGCAACAACAUCAAAUAAGUCAUCAGGAACAACAGCAUCAUCAAAUGCACCAUCAAAUUCAGUCCCAGCAUCCCAACGGAAGCAGUGGGCCCAAUGGUGAAUUCCCUACUGACGACAGGAUACGAGAGUCCCACGAAAACGCGGAGAAACUCCAAGAAAAACGAACGGAACAAUACCUUAGUCAGUCGGGGAUGAUGUCCAUGGGACAAAGCAACGAAUCCAUGACCGGUAAUUUUUUAUUGCAUAGCCACCACCAUCGGGCCAAUAGUUUGCCCGACGGUGGUGGCUUAUGGGAAUGGACGGGAGGAGGGAAUACUAUAAACGGUCUCAGCAACGGUAAUAUUUUACCCGAAACUGGAAUAACGGCUAUUGAGAAUUUUAUGAAGUUUGCAACGGAAGAUAAGUCCGCGUUAGGAAGACCUUGUCAGAAGCAGCAGCAACAGCAACAGAGAGAUCAGACGGAUCAUCGAGAACGACAGCGACAGUGGAGGAGUCCCAAGUCUGUCGAGGAGCAGAACACCGAUGACAAGUCGUUUCAACAGAGAUUCAGUCUUCCGGAAAACGACGAUGCAGCUUUUCAGGAGUCACAGAAAACUCCAAGCGGAAUCAGCGGUACCGAGGAACGGAACGGCUGCGAGAAGGAAGAAGAGAUCGGCUUUCCAAAGUCCACCACCGAAGUUAAAAGCACGGAGACAAAUGAGACGUGCACGAGCGAGGGGCAGAGCGAGUCGUACGCUCUCGAGAAGGAGCAAGAAGACGCCUUCGUCUCCGAGACCGGGGAUAAAGCUUCGCCAAGGUUUCCGACACCUACCGAGAAUCAAGAAGAGAAGUUCGACUCCGAGCAAGUCAUCAAGCAAGAGACCGCCGAGUACGCCUGUUCGGAGCCGGGAAGUAACGAGUCAGCUGGUAUCCCGCAGGAGGAUGACAACCUGUCGAAGGUAGUAAAGAUCGAACCCGAUCAGCGCCCAGAAACGACAGCAAGCUACAUAUUCAGGGGUGACGGAGGUCCUGCCAAGGUCUCACCAAGCGUUGGUUCCUGGUGCUGUCGUCGAGGUGGAACCGAGCAACCGACUCCGGAACAUCUGAAGGAGGGUUGCUGCCAAGGGUUGCAAACCAGAGACGAGAUCUUGGCCGAUCCUCCUCAAAAGAACAACCCGGACGCGAAGAACGAAGGUCCCAACAGCCCACGAGGGACCACGCAGACCCAAUCUAAACUUCAGGAUCAUCUGGAUAAGCUGAAGAACAAUGUCAGGACCGAAGUGCCCGACUGCAACUGCUUCCCCGCUGACAAAUGUCCACCGGAGCCAGGGUCGUACUACACGCAUCUUGGAACGGCUGCCAACUUGUUGGAACUCAGGAAAGACCUCGAGAGGAGAACCGGACUGAAAGGGAAUGCCAUUAGGUUCGAGAAAGUCGUGUAUACCGGAAAGGAGGGGAAGACCACGCAAGGAUGUCCCUUGGCCAAGUGGGUGAUUCGUCGUUCAGGAGUUGAUGAGAAAAUCCUUGCCGUGGUGAAACACCGCCAGGGACACAAAUGCGCCACGGCGUGGAUCGUUGUUGCGAUGGUCGCAUGGGAAGGGGUACCAACACACGAGGCUGAUCGGAUAUAUUCUUUGUUGAGUCAUAAACUCAAUCGUUUCGGCUUGCCGACGACGAGGAGAUGCGGUACCAACGAGCCGAGGACGUGCGCCUGCCAAGGACUCGAUCCCGACUCUUGUGGAGCCAGCUUCUCCUUCGGUUGUUCCUGGUCGAUGUACUACAAUGGAUGCAAAUACGCCAGAAGCAAGACCGUCAGGAAAUUUCGGCUUUCGGUGAGAUCCGAGGAACAAGAGGUAGAAGAACGAAUGCACGUUUUAGCGACCCUUUUGUCCCCCCUCUACUUGAGCCUUGCACCAGAAGCUUUCAACAAUCAGACCCAAUUCGAACGUGAAGCCAGCGAGUGUCGAUUGGGGUUCAAACCGGGCAGACCUUUUUCCGGAGUCACUGCUUGCAUCGAUUUCUGCGCUCAUUCUCACAGGGACCUCCAUAAUAUGAACAACGGCUGCACAGUGGUGGUAAGCCUGACGAAGCAUCGGUUGCUGACCAAGCCUGAAGACGAACAAUUGCACGUUCUACCUCUGUAUAUUAUGGACGAUACGGACGAGUAUGGGUCGAAAGAAGGCCAGCAAGAGAAGGUUCGGUCGGGUGCUGUCGAAGUUUUAACAAAAUAUCCUUGCGAGGUGAGAGUACGUUCGGUACCGCUCCAGCCCUGCAGACGCCACGGGAAGAAGAGAAAAGAAGACGAGCCGGAUAUAGCUAGCAGCAAAAAGGACUUGGGAAAGGGUACCCCAGAAAAAAUGAUCGAGCCCAGUAGAACGCCAGGGCACCAGGAUCCAUCCAGGACGCCAGGACGAGAGUCGCAAUUAACCGUAGAAAUGGCUUCCAUGUUCGAGGGAAUGGACGCACAGUUGCAGAGUUCUCAGGUAUCCUCCACGGUUCUGGACAGUCCAGUUUCGAUGUAUCAGGGUUGGGGUUAUCAAGGCGAGCAGCAGUGGGGCCGGAGCGGUUGGUUGGAUCAGAGGAAGAACAACUGGUUAAAUCCUUGGAACGAGUACGCUUUCGGUGGGCUGGAGAGGGACGUCAAAGUAGACCCGGACAGCACGAGUUUGGACGACAUAAGACCCAGAAGUGCACUUUCACAGGAAGACCUCAGGCCAGGAUCCCGAAAUCUACCAAAUUCCACCGUGGAGUCUCCCAGGGGAAGCUACGCCCAUUCGCCAAGAGGACACCCAGUUUCGCCUAGAAGUUUCCAUCCGAGCACUCCGGGAGAAGCUUCGUACGCAGCCUCCCCUAGAGGCUGUUCUCAGACUCCUCAGGACCAGAAAAUCGUGUCGCCCAGAAGCUCGGGUUACCCUGGGACACCGGAUGCAGGGUACGGUCUCGCGUCGCCGUCCAGAAACUGUCAAAACGCAUUUGACAACAGACAAUCUAGCAUAUCUCCUAGAGUGGGUGGUUACCUUCAUUCCUCGUCUUCUCACCUGGAUGCAGUACAAAGAAACGCGUCACCUAGAAUAGGCCAUCACAUGACGUCGAACUCUUCGGAGGAUCUACAUAGGAAUCAGUCCCCAGGACUGCACAGGAAUAUCCCGCAAAACUGUAUGGACGGAUACUCGAAGUUCUCGAAUCAACACCGGUAUCCGGGAAAUUUACCGCAAAACUAUUUGGAGAUGCAGAACUCGAUGAAGUUGACCUCGCCGAAGUCGCAGAUGGAGCAACAUCUAGCAGCCAGGAUGCAGCAGCAAUACGCCCCCCAGGCUGUGCUGCAAACUACCAGGAGUCCUAAUUAUCCGAAUCAAUCCGUCGAUCCUAAUCCAGCGGAUCUGUAUCCUCCCAUGUCUGCAACAUCGUGCAUGGACGGAAACGGUCACAAAGGUUUCGGAGCGCCAAACUCUGACUUCCCGCUACACGGGUCGCUCCAUCUGGGUGACCAGCAUCAUCAUGGUCAGCAGAUUGAAAGUCAGGGUUUCGUGGGUAUAACCGAUCAGAAGAGGUUCACGAAUCGCCUUCAACGACCCCUCGACCCGAAGACGUCCGGUCCUAAUUACUACUCCCCGGUACCGUCCGAACAACCUGCUACAGGGUGUACGGUCAACUGGAAUCCAUUGCAUACAUGGGGUACGGAUACUAUGAAGUCUCAGAAUGGACAGGAUAGAAUGCAUUCCCACGUGGAUCAGCCCAAAACUCCAUCAUGGGCCGACCGGCAUCCAAACACCGAGCAGGCGAAAAAUGUCUGCUGGGACACUUCCGAGCCAUCGCCAUUCCGAGUGCCCAAGGGAAGACCGCCCUCGAGAACAGCUCCCAACCAGAACCUCCCGGAGUCGAACACCUUCCAAAACAACUUGGCGAAGACCUUCCUGAAGCCUCAAGAACCAGCGAAGGCCAGUCCAUACCACGAGGGUCUGGGAAACGGCAUGAAGAGCAACUAUCCCGUAGGUACCAACACCCAGAAGAGGCCAGAGUGGGCCGAGGCGAAGCUGCGAGAGGGUUUCCACAACGCUCGGCAGGAGAUUCCAACCUCGAAUCCCAGCUGUUUAGCUUGGGCCGAGGAGAUGAAGCAGGUGCAGGACUUCCACACGAUGUCGGGCCUGGGACACCACGCGUUCCCACCGUACGGCUAUCCCGCGUACCCGGUGUUCGAGAAGCCCUACCCGAACAGCUGGGAGGGGUACAACUUGCACCACCAGCCGUAUCCCCAGAGCCCGGAAUACGCGUCGCAGUUGUACCAGCAGCCGAAGCGCGAGCCGUGCUUCCACUCUCCUCAGUAUCCGUAUCAGGGUAUGGCAGGGCCUUAUCAAGGCGUAAAUCCAGGCUGGGCAAGGUGGGACGGGCCCAGGUGGGACAUUUACGGAGCGCCAUCUUACUUUCCAGUUAUCCCAGAGCCACCGCCUAAGGCCGAGCCGCUAGGGGAGGUGACCGACUACUCGGACAACGAGGAGUGCUUCAAGGACUCUCAGAUGGGCGGCGUGGCGAUCGCCCUGGGGCACGGUAGCGUGCUCUUCGAGUGCGCCAAGCACGAGAUGCACGCGACGACGGCUCUGCGCAAGCCCAACCGGCUGAGCCCGACCAGGAUCAGCCUGGUCUUCUAUCAGCACCGUAACCUGAACCGACCCAGACACGGCUGGGACGAGUGGGAGGAGAAGAUGCGCCUGCGGAAGCUGGGGGUCACUCCGAGUAGCUCGCAGACCACUCCGGCCACCCCCAGCAGCCCCGGCGCGUCGUCCAGCGCCGACAAACCGCCCCAACUGUCGCACGUCCCCAACGCCCCCAGCUCGCAGUUCAUGAUGAGGUCGCCCACGUACACCACCAUGACGUGGACCACCCUGUUCCCGAUGCACCCCUGCAUGAUAACCGGCCCCUACCAGGAGGGCGGGGCCAUCGGAUGAGUCGCGACCGGACGGUCAGGUUCCGGUCAGCGAUGACUGGGAAUCGUCGGACACGCAGCGUGCACGCGAGGCGGGGACCGGGUGAAGGCCGACCUCGCCUAGCGAGUGGACGUCCGCGGAAGCGGACGCGCCGGACCUGGACCGGGGAUCGAGGUCCGAGAAGCCGACCUCGAGCCCCAUCUCCGCCACCUCGCCGGACCAAUCUCGAACGGGGACUCUCCUCCACUUCUUUCGCCCGCCGACCAAUCCCCGGCCGCGAGGGAGGCCGUUCCUAGAUUUACACAUCCUUAAAUAAGUAGUACGCGAGUUUGACGAAGCAAGAAAGUCGCACUGCCAUUUUUCUACGCCACGCGUUGUGCCGUUUAUAUCCGGGGUAGACCAGGGGAGGAGAAACGAAACGUGGAAAACGAGGAUCGACACCGACUCGACGGAACGCAUCCACCUCGGUGGAUUUUAGCCCGAGCGGACCCAGUUUAUUCGGGGCUUCCCUUUUUAUACGGAUCUUUUGUUAGGCCGCGGUAAGAUAGGCGGUAGGCUGACGUCGGGCACGGCGACUGGGGGGAGGGAAACCGACCCGGAGACGGUAGGAGGCCGGAUAAAAAAUCGCAACCGAACGAGAGGGAAACUGCAUGAAGCAGGAGAACGACAGCGGGAGGGGCGCGGAUCUUCCGGAGGGCUUUCAGGGACCCUCCGGCACCCCCGCGCUCGGGGUCCGCUACGUCUUACCGUAGCAAGGACUUUGAUACGAUGUAGAUUUAAACGCGUAUUGACUGUACACUUUAAGUAAUAACGUUUCGUGUUGGUAGCACUGUAAUCUUAUUAGCUAGUCCAUGGCCCAGGUGAGACACGUACACGCACGGGGCACUCGUACACACACGGGGGGAGGGUUCAGCCGUCACACCAUUAAGCCACUACGCUCGCGUUACGUUACGUAACGCGAUUGAUAAUUAUGCCGCGGAGA